AAGGAUUCUGUCGGGCAUCCCACCUGUGGACACACCAGUCAGAUCACACUGGGCAGAGGCUGGUCAUCUGCUGAAUUUAAGGGAAGGGAUUCUCUCGGUCAUCUGUCCUAAUGGCACACCAGCGUGUUCACACCAAGGGGCGGUCAUUCACCUGCACAGUCUGCAGGAAGGGAUUCACUCAGUCAUCCAAACUACAGAGACAUCAGCGAGUUCACACUGGGGAGAAGCUGUUCACCUGCUCAGUCUGUGGAAAGGGAUUCACUCGGUCAUCCAACCUACAGAGUCAUCAGAGAGUUCACACUGGGGAGAAGCCAUUCACCUGCUCUGACUGUGGGAAGAGUUUCACUCGGUCAUCCCAACUACUGGUACACCAGUCAGUUCACACUGGGGAGAAGCCGUUCACCUGCUCAGACUGUGGGAAAGGAUUUACUCAGUCAUCCAACCUACUGGUACAUCAGCGAGUUCACACUGGGGAGAAGCCAUACACCUGCUCAGUCUGUGGGAAGGGAUUCACUCAGUCAUCCAACCUACAGUGUCAUCAGAGAGUUCACACUGGGCAAAAGCCAUUCACCUGCUCAGUCUGUGGGAAGGGAUUCACUCGGUCAUCCAACCUACAGAGUCAUCAGAGAGUUCACACUGGGGAGAAGCCAUUCACCUUCUCAGUCUGUGGGAAGGGAUUCACUCUGUUAUCCAACCUACAGAGUCAUCAGCGAGUUCACACUGGAGAGAGGCCGUUCACCUGCUCAGAAUGUGGGAAAGGAUUCACUCGGUCAUCCCAACUGCUGGUACACCAGUCAGCUCACACUGAGGAGAAGCCGUUCACCUGCUCAGACUGUGGGAAGGGAUUCUCUCAGUCAUCCAACCUACAGAGUCAUCAGAGAGUUCACACUGGGGAAAAGCCAUUCACCUGCUCAGUCUGUGGGAAGGGAUUCGCUCAGUCAUCCAACCUACAGAGUCAUCAGAGAGUUCACACUGGGGAGAAGCCAUUCACCUGCUCAGUCUGUGGGAAGGGAUUCGCUCAGUCAUCCAACCUACAGAGUCAUCAGAGAGUUCACACUAGAGAGAAGCCAUUCACCUGCCCAGUCUGUGGGAAGAGAUUCACUGAUCCAUCCAUCCUACAGAGUCAUCAGAGAGUUCACACUGGGGAGAAGCCGUUCACCUGCUCAGACUGUGGGAAGAGUUUCACUCGGUCAUCCCAACUACUGGCACACCAGCAAUUUCACACUGGGGAGAAGCCAUAUACCUGUUCAGUCUGUGGGAAGGGAUUCACUCAGUCAUCCAACCUACUGGUCCACCAGCGAGUUCACACUGGGGAGAGGCCAUUCACCUGCUCAGUCUGUGGGAAGGGAUUCACUCAGUCAUCCAACCUACUGGUCCACCAGCGAGUUCACACUGGGGAGAAGCCAUUCAUCUGCUCACCGUGCGGGAAGGGAUUCACUAGCUCAGCUAAACUGAAGAUACAUCAGAGAGUUCACACCGGGGAGAAGCCGUUCACCUGCUCAUUCUGUGGGAAGGGAUUCACUCGGUCAUCAAACCUACUGGCACACCAGUCAGUUCACAAUGGGAAGUAGCCAUUGUUAUGAAUCCCUGGGUUUCCUUUGCUGUGGACUGUCAUUUUAAGAGAGAGAGAUUAAGAAGGUGAAUCAGUCUGACUUGCAGCUUGUUUACAUCGCUCGCAGCUUGUUUAGUUUUAACCGAGAACACAGACACUCAGAGUCAGACGGAGACGAAGGAGGGAAAAUGGAAGGAUCGAAACCAGGGAACUAGUGGCCAAGAGUCACUGUUUAGAAGUUUCCUAUGCCCACAAGGGUGGGUUAAUUAUUGAUCCAUGUACAUUGAAUGUGUGUUUGUCACCUUGUUUGAUCCAUAGGAGUGGAUCUGAUUUGGGAUGUCCUGUGGAAACCACUUAUGUGUUAACCCUUGCCUGGCUGUGAUGUGGUAGUUCACUUGAAGAUGAUACACCUUGUGACAAGUCACUUUUGGUGAUAAUUUGUAUGUGGAUUUGGAGCGAUGACGGAUAAAAUCUACAGCGACUGUUCUCUUGUUUUACCACCGUGGAACCUGAGGAAUUUGACAUAUUUGCCUUCUCUCACCAUUUACCCUGGAUUACAAAUCUCUCUCCCUCAUCGCCUAUUCUGUGGUUGAACUGAACUUUCAUACUUUAGCAUCUCAAGACUGCAAGCCUUGUUUCCCCUGAGCUCAAUAGUUUGGGAGUUAUACUUAUACACAUUUAUAAACUUAACACUGUUAACUUCUGUUUAUCUUGUUUAAGUUGCAAUAUUACAAGUAGAUUCCAAUAAAGACAGAUUUAACAUCAAAACCAAACUCCAGAUGUAAUCUAUUGCUGCUGGCUUGUUUCUAAAGCAUUAUGGUUCGUAACAAAUUUGGGGCCUGCGUCUGGGAUAUGAACAAAUUUGCGAGCUAUUGAUCGAAGAAUUAUCAUUUGAUUGGGGAAAUCCCUUUUGAUUUAUUUGUUGUGGAAAUCACCAGCAAUGGACAUUUAUAAAUUUCUAGAAGCGCCAACCCCUAAGGGAUUAGGAAAAGCCAAAAAGAAUGAAUUGCUGACUGAUGCUAAUGGAUGAAUCUUAAGCAGGUAAGGGGCUGUGAAGGACAAGGGCAAGCACACAACUGGGAGAGAAGGUAAAGGUAAAACAAUAGGGGUUUUAUUAUAAAAUAUAGGCAUCCACCCCAUUUUUCAGAGACUGGGAUCCCUGGUUCAACCGGUAAUGACGUGCAUUUCAAUGUGCUCACCUCCCAGUCCUCGAUUCUCCAAAUGAAAUUGUUAUCACAUUUGAUCUUUCUUCAUAUGAUGACCUAACCAUUUCAGGGAUCAGUCUGUUGAAACUUCAUUGCACUCUCUAUAACAAAUACUCUCUAACCACUUUGUUAAUCCUCUGUGCAAAAACUGUUCAUCUUCUGCAGCCCCGUGUUGCCCCAACCAUUCAGCUCCCAACCCUGUCAUUGGCCCCACUUGCAGGUCAACAGUGUGCCGGUGUUUCCCCCCCAAUAUGAAUCCCUAUGCUCGCCACCACCGUGGGCUCAGACAUUUUCACAGAUUUCCACCGGGACAAACAUCUUGUCCGCCCCCUCUCACACGAUCUAUUUCCUUU
Molecule: messenger RNA, 3110 nt
Organism: Hypanus sabinus (Atlantic stingray)
Lineage: Eukaryota; Metazoa; Chordata; Chondrichthyes; Myliobatiformes; Dasyatidae
Product: zinc finger protein 229-like
Exons: 1
Coding region: 111-1571 (486 amino acids)
Biological process (GO): regulation of transcription by RNA polymerase II
Molecular function (GO): RNA polymerase II cis-regulatory region sequence-specific DNA binding; DNA-binding transcription factor activity
Source: RefSeq, a predicted model, not a curated record